AUGAAUAUCUAUGAUCAUUUAGAUGAAAAUCUAUCAGAUGACUUAGUUGAUGAAAAUGUUGUGGCAUCUCCUAUCAAAACCUCUUCGAAGCUUAUUAAGAACAUGUCUAGUACUCCAUUUGACAAAAAGCCUCGUGCAGUCUUAUUAAUGAAGGCUCCAUCUUGCCCAAUAAGUAAUGCAGAUGUAUUUUCUCGUAGUUCCAAGAAUAUAUCUCAACUAUAUAAAGUUGAUAUACAUGCUAAAAUUCCUUGCAAAGAGGAAUUUAGAACUGAGAGAAGAUUGAAAGGAAAAAUAGAAGAGCUUCUUCAAAAAUCUAGCCAGAGUCCACACUUUUCUGAUCAUUCCCCUGACAAACAAAUUUCAGCUAAAGGGUUGAAUGUUGAGCCUAAUAGCUUUUCCUCCUCCCUAAAUAAGCUUAUAACGAUGGGAGAUGUCUGCGCUCCAUAAUAAUUCAUUACCAAUAAUCAUUUGUAAACUA
Molecule: messenger RNA, 478 nt
Organism: Moneuplotes crassus
Lineage: Eukaryota; Ciliophora; Spirotrichea; Euplotida; Euplotidae
Source: the annotation of a GenBank genome assembly